GAUUCUGUCACAUUUUGCGAGGCCUCUGUUUCAUUUCGGACUUCAGUCUCACUCUCUCUAUCUCUCCAUCGCCGAAGAAGAUGAACUCCCAAAUCUGUAGAUCGGCUUCCAGAGCCGCGAGGUCUCUUCUUUCUUCAGCUAAGAACGCUCGUUCCUUCUCCGGAGGCCGAGCCAUUGGUGCGGCAGCAGUGGUUUCUGUUGGUGGAAAGGUUCCUCAAUUUGCAUCAAACUUUGGAAACUCGGCUUCUGGGAAUGCUUCCAGGAGUUGGAUCAGUGGUCUCAUUGCUCUUCCUGCUGCAGCUUUCAUGCUCCAAGAUCAAGAGGUGCAUGCAGCUGAGAUGGAGCGCACUUUCAUUGCUAUCAAGCCCGAUGGAGUGCAGAGAGGACUGAUAUCAGAAAUCAUUUCCAGGUUCGAGCGCAAGGGCUUCAAGCUUGUUGGUAUCAAAAUCUUGGUCCCUUCAAAAGAUUUUGCACAAAAGCAUUACCAUGAUCUGAAGGAAAGACCCUUCUUCAACGGUUUGUGUGAAUUCCUAAGCUCAGGCCCUGUUGUUGCCAUGGUUUGGGAAGGAGAAGGAGUGAUCAGAUACGGGCGUAAACUGAUCGGAGCCACUGACCCUCAGAAAUCUGAACCAGGAACAAUCCGAGGCGAUCUCGCAGUUGUUGUUGGAAGGAACAUAAUCCACGGAAGCGACGGACCAGAGACCGCGAAAGACGAGAUCAAACUGUGGUUCAAACCCGAAGAACUCGUUUCGUUCACCAGCAACUCCGAGAAAUGGAUCUAUGGCCAGAAUUGAUCUUUCUUUCUUUCUUUUUUUUUUCCUCGGACAUUAGAAGAAAUCGAUUUCUUUAACAACCACAACAACAAUAAUGCUCUGUCUUGUUUAAGGAUGAGCUACUGAGACAAAAGACAACAUGAAAUAACCUCCCGGGAUUUGUAUUUUUGUUUAUGAUCGAACUCUCUGUGUUAAAACCAUGUUAUGUCAUCUGUUUGCUCUUUUUAUCUAUU
This is a messenger RNA of Tarenaya hassleriana, 1006 nucleotides long. RefSeq names its product nucleoside diphosphate kinase IV, chloroplastic/mitochondrial. Gene Ontology annotation, biological process: CTP biosynthetic process; UTP biosynthetic process; GTP biosynthetic process. The transcript has 7 exons. The coding region runs from base 81 to 794 and encodes 237 amino acids. The record is from RefSeq and is a predicted model, not a curated record. Gene Ontology annotation, molecular function: nucleoside diphosphate kinase activity. Lineage: Eukaryota; Viridiplantae; Streptophyta; Magnoliopsida; Brassicales; Cleomaceae.